AUGGGCUGUAACCCGAGCAAAGACGGAGGUGCCGUCGGCGGAGAAGGUGUGGGAGGUGAUGGCGGAGGAGGGGUCACCAACAAACUGUCGUCGGCCGCCGAGUCGGACGCGGCCGAAACGCUCUUGAUACCGUUGAGUGACGAUUUGGGAGAACGCGACAGUUUGACCAGUUCGGUUAGCGAAGAAGAAAACUCCGACACGAUGAAAACAUCCGAGGAAGUAGAUUUCGAAAAGGAAUUCCGGCCGGAUGACGUUGAAUUGUGUCAUGCCGCGACCAAAAUCCAAGCGUCGUUCCGGGGUCACAUGACAAGGAAACAGCAGGCUGGCGGAAAAGACGAGCCUGGCGCAACGGCUUCUGGUUUGACUUCUAAAGACGAAAGUCUCGAAUCGCAGUUGAAAAACGUCGACAUAAACAAGGACGCGGACCUAGACCAGCUGUUGGACGUUGACUUGGCCGAUCCGGAGCUGCACAAAGCCGCCACAAAGAUUCAGGCGUCGUUCCGCGGGCACAAAGCUCGAAAGGCUGAUGAUGCAAUCGAUGGCAAGCAAUAG
Molecule: messenger RNA, 552 nt
Organism: Macrosiphum euphorbiae (potato aphid)
Lineage: Eukaryota; Metazoa; Arthropoda; Insecta; Hemiptera; Aphididae
Source: the annotation of a GenBank genome assembly